Messenger RNA from Penicillium brevicompactum, 2769 nucleotides. Its product is annotated as DEAD/DEAH box helicase. Gene Ontology annotation, molecular function: nucleic acid binding; ATP binding; zinc ion binding. The transcript is spliced from 4 exons. The record is from RefSeq and is a predicted model, not a curated record. The coding region runs from base 1 to 2769 and encodes 922 amino acids. Lineage: Eukaryota; Fungi; Ascomycota; Eurotiomycetes; Eurotiales; Aspergillaceae.
AUGGCACCGAAACGCAAAUCUGACGUUGGACCUGGCGCUGCAGAGAAUGAGGCCGGCCGUGCCUCUAAGAUCAGUCGUACACCUGCAUUGAAUACAGAAAAUACCAGUACCGGCCAUAGAUUUGGCGAGACGGCCGACUUCAUCGCCCUGCCUCCACUUUCACAGUCUUUUGAUUUCGAUGAAGAUGAUGAGGGUGCUGCCGAUGUGGUCCAAGGCUCCCAAGAUGAGUCCGCACUGACGACUUCGGUUCUCUAUGGUAUUGUAUCUACGCAGAUUGUGGGAGUUCGCUUCUAUCGAGGCCGCGCCAAUCCCAAUGAGCGCGUCCAAGUUAUUCGUGAUGCCAAUAAUCAAUAUGAUCGGAACGCGAUCAAGGUUGAAAACGUCAUGGGUGCCCAAAUUGGCCACAUCCCACGGCAAAUGGCAGCCAAGCUGGCCUCCUACAUGGAUGCUCGUGACCUCAUUAUUGAAGGAACUUUGACCGGUGAAAUCGGAAGCUUCUCUUGCCCGGUUGAUCUGAAACUCUUCGGAAGCUGUGACCCGGUACAACGGUCUAACCUCAAGACGCGUAUGCAAAGUGACAGACUUCCCGUUCGGCAACUGAAUGAGCUGGAGCGUGAAGAGCGCACAGCGCAGAAGCAACGCGAGAAAGAGCAGAAAGAUGCCGCAAAGAAAGCUCGCGCCAUGGCUCUGGGCAAAGCCGCAGGCUGGGAAGCCAAUGAAGACUCCGCGUUCUCGAAUCUUUCGACUCCCACCGGCCUUGGUCAGGAGAACGCGAACAUGGAAGAUCUUUUGAACCAAAGUACCACCUUCAAUCCUCGAGACAUCGGCCAAGCCAUCGAGAAGUUUGGUCAGAAGGAAGCUGAUUUGAUUAAAAUGCCGAUGGCCGACACCCCCGCUGGUCUCUCGACGCAAUUACUUCCCUAUCAGCGCCAAGGUCUCGCUUGGAUGAUCAAGCAAGAAUCGCCCAGUUUCCCCGAAAUGGGUUGCGAGGAUAUCGUUCAGCUGUGGAGGCGGCACAACAAUGUUUUCUUCAAUGUUGCAACCAAUUUUGCCACUGCUGACGAGCCAAAACUUGCCAGUGGUGGUAUUCUGGCAGAUGACAUGGGCCUGGGGAAGACGAUUCAAAUCAUCUCUCUCAUUCUCGCGAACUCCAAGUCCCUUUCUGGAGAAUCUUCCAAGACUACUCUGAUCAUUGCCCCUGUGGGUGUCAUGAGUAACUGGAGAAACCAGAUCCACGAUCAUGCCCGCCCAGAAACCGCGCCGAGUGUGUUGAUUUACCACGGCUCGGGCAAGAAAGAAGCUGCCAAUCUGGCAAACUAUGAUGUCGUUGUCACCAGCUAUGGCGCUCUGGCUAUGGAGUUCAAGCCCGACGCGAAGAAGCCACCAGCCAAAGGCAUCUUCUCUCUUCACUGGCGCCGUGUUGUGCUUGACGAAGGCCAUACAAUCCGUAACCCCAAUUCCAAGGGCGCUCUCGCGGCGUGUGGUUUGAGGAGCGACUCUCGUUGGUCACUGACAGGAACACCCAUCAUCAACACUCUCAAGGAUCUCUACUCCCAGAUUCGCUUCCUUAAAUUCACAGGUGGCUUGGAAGACCUCAAAAUGUUCAACAGUGUUCUGAUCCGUCCAUUGAACACGGGUCAGCCAGAAGCUCGUCUGCUUCUCGAAGCUCUCAUGGGUACCAUCUGCCUUCGUCGCCGAAAGGACAUGCAGUUCAUCAACCUGGAGUUACCGGAAAUGACAUCUCGUGUCAUCCGCAUCAAGUUCAAUGCCCACGAGCAAGAGAAAUACAGUGCAUUCCAAAAGGAGGCACAGGGCGCUCUUCUCGACUUUAAGGAGAAGGACGGCAAGACCAAAUUCUCACAUUUGCUCGAAGUCAUUCUUCGUCUCCGCCAGGUCUGCAACCAUUGGGCACUUUGCAAGAACCGCAUCGAUAAACUGAUGGGCAUGUUGGACCAGCAAAAGGUGGUCCCACUAACCCCCGAGAACGUCCAGGCUCUGCAGGAAUUGUUGCAAAUUCAAAUCGAAAGCCAAGAGCUAUGCGCCAUCUGCCUCGACAAUCUCGACCAGCCCGUGAUCACAGCUUGCGCGCACUCAUACUGCCGAGGCUGUGUGGAACAAGUCAUCGAACGCCAGCACAAGUGUCCCCUCUGCAGAGCAGACAUCGCAGACACCAACACCCUUGUCUCCCCAGCCGCCGAUCUUGGCGAAGAUACCAACGCAGUCGAGGCAGACCCAGACAGCCCCAGCAGCAAAAUCGAAACCCUGGUCAAGAUCCUGACUGCCCAAGGUCAAGCCCCAGGCACAAAGACCGUCGUCUUCAGUCAAUGGACGUCAUUCUUAAACCUGAUCGAGCCCCAGCUCGAGAGACGCGGAAUCAAGUACGCCCGCGUGGACGGUAAGAUGAACUCCGUGAAGCGCGACAACUCCAUCAAUGCAUUCUCCAAUGACCCCGAAUGUACCGUUCUCCUCGCCAGUCUGAGUGUGUGCAGUGUCGGUCUCAACCUCGUGGCAGCGAAUCAAGUCAUCUUGGCUGACAGCUGGUGGGCGCCGGCUAUCGAGGAUCAGGCUGUGGAUCGGGUUUAUCGACUUGGACAGAAGCGGGAGACCACAGUCUGGAGACUUGUUAUGGAGGAUAGUAUUGAGGAGCGGGUGUUGACGAUUCAGGAGCGAAAGAGAGCUCUCAUGCUUGCUGCGUUCCGGGAGACAUCUAAGAAGAAGGCUGAAGAUAGAGCUACGCGUGUUGCGGACCUCGAAGCACUAUUGCGGUAA